Messenger RNA from Suillus subalutaceus, 1665 nucleotides. RefSeq lists its product as uncharacterized. Bases 1 to 1665 code for a protein of 554 amino acids. NCBI's taxonomy places the organism in Eukaryota, Fungi, Basidiomycota, Agaricomycetes, Boletales, Suillaceae. The record is from RefSeq and is a predicted model, not a curated record. The transcript is spliced from 7 exons.
AUGGGAAACUCGGCAAGUUACCUCUCCAGCCCCAAAAGUGUCUUGCGUGAUUCGCAGGACUUCGUGUCAAAGAUAGACUUCCCCAGCAGUCUAGGACCUUCGAAGGACAUCGACUCUCUAGCACUUGAAAGCAAGGGACCUUCUUUGAAGCGUAAAUUCGACCUCGGUGACCUGGUCACCCCUCGAAAGCGACGUCUUCUCGAAUCUUAUUCCACGGGCGACAUAUGUCAAGUUGCUACGCUAUAUUCCGAUGCUACGCCAAAGAUAAUUCGCCACAACACUGAUUUAAUCAGCCCUACAAUGAAUCGCUUGUUCAGGGAAGCGUCUGACAUUUUCUUACAGCGUAAAGCGGAGGCUCAACUAGAUCCCUUUGCCCUCCAACGUGUAACAUCUCAUAAACCGUGCAAGACCAAGACGUUCAUUUGGUCCCUACCCGUGGAAAUCCUCAUCGCUACCGUCGCCCUUCUAGGAGUGCAAGAUCUGCGCACUGUAACACAAGUUUCUUCUCUGUUGAGAGAAAUCGCUGCUCCGCUCUUCUUCCUCAACAGAAACUUCCCAACCUCCCCGAAGGAUUUAUUCCACAUUCGUGUAGACCCGCAGAAUUUUGACGUUCUGGCUACUUGGAGGCGAACGGAUACUUUUCGUCCGCCGCGUAUGGUGUUGAGUUGGCUGGAUUCUGGUUUGCGAUCCUCACAGCUAUCCGCAUUUUCCCACUUCCUCGAAUCCGUCCCCCACAAAUCGAUACGAUAUAUCACACUUCUUUGGAAUUUUGACAUUCUCACAUCCCCGGUUCUCCCACAAAUUGUUGCAUUACUAGAAAGCAUCCGUGCCUCCGGCGUCGAAGAGCUGACGUGCAUGGGUUUUUGCGACGGGACAGUCUCAUCGUCCGUCACCGGCCUUAACCGAAUUCAGCCGUGUGUAGGUGCGAACAACCUGAAAGCCUUUGAAACAUGUUCGCGGGCAUUCUUUUCCCCAAACGUCCUUCCUUUCACAAUUCAAACCAUCCGCCUUUCCCGCAGUUUGGAAAAGCUUCGACUGAGUUCCGUCAAGCUCAGUUCUGCGCAUUGGGAUAAACUCCUGCGCCAUCUUGCGAUUCCAACCCUUGUCGAACUCCGAGUCAGAUGCGGACUUGUCAUCCCGCGACCUGGUAGUCCUUGGAGGGCCAAUCGAAUCACCACUCGUUUGAGUCUUUCUCUGUCUAUGCUAGAUGGACCCCUGUCACAUCUCCUCCCAGUCCUUCGGAGUCAUCGUACGCGACAAAUCUUCGCCUGCCUUCAUAUUUCCUUACAAGCACAUGAUGCAUCGCCCGACUACAUCGCCUCCAUUUUACAAUGUAUUGGCUAUUGCGACAGCAUCGGAUAUCUUGUCCUUUCCUUGCCUAAAAGUCAUCCCAGCAGUAGAGCAAUGAUGUAUUUAUCGGGCGCUCAUUCUAUGGUCAGCAUCAAACACUUAGUGAUUGACUACUCGGAUGGUUUAGUCUCCGGUGCUGCAGGUGAUACCUUGGCGCUAUCUGCGGCAUGGAUUCAAGCUCUUCCUAAAGUCAAGCGUUUUACUUUGCGAGGUUACUCAGCUACUACUGCCGAGGAUCUUGUCAACAUCAUGCGUAGCUUUGCUGCGGGUGAUGUUGAAUUAGGUGUGGAUGUGCAGGUCGCACCAAAAUCAUAA